Molecule: messenger RNA, 2847 nt
Organism: Talpa occidentalis (Iberian mole)
Lineage: Eukaryota; Metazoa; Chordata; Mammalia; Eulipotyphla; Talpidae
Gene: SLC18A1
Product: solute carrier family 18 member A1
Exons: 18
Coding region: 579-2156 (525 amino acids)
Biological process (GO): aminergic neurotransmitter loading into synaptic vesicle; xenobiotic transport; transmembrane transport
Cellular component (GO): terminal bouton; synaptic vesicle membrane
Molecular function (GO): xenobiotic transmembrane transporter activity; serotonin:sodium:chloride symporter activity
Source: RefSeq, a predicted model, not a curated record
AGCGCAGGAGGGUGAGAGGAUUCACCAGAACCAGAGCCAGAGCGGGGAGCAGAACAGACAGACUGACGAAACACUUUGCUGAGGGGAGCAGCGGGCGCUGCAGGAAAGGCUUCCUUGCAAGUGCCAAAUUGAAAGUUUGGCCAGAGAGCUCUGAGGAACCACAGCUGGAGCCAGCCUCAGUGGACCUGGAGGCACACUGCACCUCAGCGGAGCUAGUUUGUCAAUUCAGGGGGCCUGCAGCACUGCUGGGACACUGGUUCCUGUAACUGCAGGUUCUGCUUUUCUGCCUCUGACGCAGGGAGCUCAGGGUCUAAACGAAACCCGUUGGAGGUACCAAUUAAAUCUUUAUGGACAAAGAGUACACAUGCCAUCCUCAGAUAACAGGUGGCAAUAAAUCCAUCAGCACAUCCACUUUCAGAGAACAGAAUCCCUGCUGAACAGUUAACGACUGCCAGGGCCCCGCGGAGUACCCCACGCAGAUGGGCUAUAAGACUUUCUUCCCCCUUCUAUAACGGCUGAGAAGACCUGAGGCUGUAACAAGACUAUCCCAAAGAACUUGGAGAAGACCAGCUCUCGCCAUGCUCAGAGCAGUUUGGGGUGCUCCCCAGUGGCUGCUGAGGGAGGGGAGAGAGUCCCGGAAACUGGUGCUGGUGGUGGUGUUUGUUGCUCUGCUCCUGGACAACAUGCUGCUUACUGUGGUGGUGCCCAUUGUGCCCACCUUCCUAUAUGACACGGAGUUCAAAGAAAUCAACACUUCUCUUCACCUGGGCCCCACCAUGACUUUCCAGCAUGCCCUCACUUCUCCUGCCUUUUCAACCAUCUUGUCCUUUUUUGAUAACACCACCAUGGCUGUUGAAGAAAGCGCACCCAAUGGCACAGCUUGGACAAAUGCUACUUCUGGCACCAUCCCUUCUCCAGUCCCUGAUGGCAUCUCAGCACAUAAAAACAACUGCUUGCAAGGCACAGAGUUCUUGGAGGAAGAGAACAUAUGGGUUGGGCUACUAUUUGCUUCAAAGGCUCUGAUGCAACUUCUGGUCAAUCCAUUUGUGGGGCCUCUCACCAACAGGAUUGGAUAUCACAUUCCUAUGUUUGCUGGUUUUGUUAUCCUGUUUAUCUCCACAGUUAUGUUUGCAUUUUCUGGCACCUACACCCUGCUCUUUUUGGCCCGCACCCUUCAAGGCAUUGGAUCUUCAUUUUCAUCCGUUGCAGGUCUUGGGAUGCUAGCCAGUGUCUACACUGAUGACUAUGAGAGAGGACGUGCCAUGGGAAUUGCGCUGGGAGGCUUAGCUUUAGGAGUGUUGGUGGGAGCUCCCUUUGGAAGUGUGAUGUAUGGAUUUGUUGGGAAGUCUGCACCCUUCCUCAUCUUGGCCUUCCUGGCACUCCUGGAUGGAGCACUCCAACUUUGCAUCCUACAACCUUCCAAAGUCUCUCCUGAGAGUGCCAAGGGGACUCCACUGCUCAUACUUCUCAAAGACCCUUAUAUUCUGGUGGCUGCAGGCUCCAUCUGCUUUGCCAACAUGGGAGUGGCCAUGCUGGAACCCACGCUGCCCAUCUGGAUGAUGAAGACCAUGUGCUCCCCUGAGUGGCAGCUCGGUCUGGCCUUCUUGCCUGCCAGUAUGUCCUACCUCAUUGGCACCAACCUCUUUGGUGUGUUGGCCAACAAGAUGGGUCGGUGGCUGUGCUCUCUGAUUGGGAUGUUGGUCAUAGGUACCAGCUUGCUCUGUGUUCCUCUGGCUCAUACUAUUUUUGGUCUCAUUGGCCCCAAUGCAGGUCUUGGCUUUGCCAUAGGCAUGGUGGAUUCUGCUAUGAUGCCAAUCAUGGGCUACCUGGUUGACCUGCGCCACACCUCGGUGUAUGGGAGUGUCUAUUCCAUCGCUGAUGUGGCUUUCUGCAUGGGCUUUGCUAUAGGCCCAUCCACUGGAGGUGCCAUUGUGCAUGCCAUCGGCUUCCCCUGGCUCAUGGUCAUCAUUGGGGUCAUCAACAUCUGCUAUGCCCCUCUCUGCUACUCCCUGAGGAACCCCCCAGCCAAGGAGGAGAAGCUUGCAAUUCUAAGCCAGGACUGUCCCAUGGAGACCCGGAUGUAUGUAACUCAGAAGCCCAGGAGGGACUUUCCUCUAAGUGGGGACAGUGAUGAAGAGGCUGGUAGUGAGGAGUAGCAGCAGAAGGUGUCCCCGAGCCUUGUCACAGAUGGACCCACGAGGCUUGGACUUCAGCCACCACCUCUUGCCCUGGAACCAGAUCACCUUUGGCUUCACUGCCCCCUCCCCUGGGAAUCUCCUUCCUUCCCUUCUCACAGGACCCACCCCCUAUUCUCUCCUUCCGCUGUGUAACCUGUGCCUCUCCCUCUACACCCAGAUGCCUCAGGCAGCCCCUCUGUGGGAGGACAGAGUGAUGCUUCCUCCUAGGUUUCCACAAGACGAAUUAAACUUGAGCUGUGAUGGGUUCUGCAGGGGGUGACUCAUUUCAUGGGAGAGGCAGCGAAUGCAAUCUGCCUCUGAUACCAGCGGGGCUACUGGCAACCCCCAUUUCAUCUGUUAUCUGAUUUUCCUUGGCCUAUUCCCAGCAGACCAUAGGAGCUGUGUCCUCUGUUCCCCACUCAGCCCUCCUGCAUUCUCCUACCUGUGUAGAGAUGAAACCCUCAGUGUUGCACUGCUGCCAAUGGCCAAUCUGGGAUAUGUUUUGCCUCUUUUUUAUAAACUAAGUGGCUUUUCUUUCACAAAGCCUACAGCUGCUAACAUGACUUGGCAUCAGUGAGUGGAGGGUUCCUAUUUUCUUCAUUAGCAGACAGGAAAAGAAAGAGUCUGGUUCUCUUACGCUUGACUUAGUGACUUUCUCACUAUUUCCCCU